CAGACACAGGUAAGAUAAGAUAAGGCAGGAUAAAUUUUGAACAGCCAUUCCAAACCCUAGUGUUCAGUUCCCGUCUGCCUCUCUCCCUCUCCUUUUCUAAUCCUAGGGUAUCAGACAGACCAGUAUAGUAGUAGUAGGUAAGGGUAGGCAAUCUCUCUUCUACAACGAUAGUUUCCUGUCCACCAUUACAUGAUAGAUAGAUAGAUAGAUAGGUAGCAAGGAUAGAUUCUGAUUGUGAAUGGACAUGUCUAGAUCACAAAUUUAUCGAUCUGAGGCAUUGUAGGUAGGUACGAUUAUGUGUGUGUGUGUGUGCACAUAUGCACAUAUGUAGGUAUGUUUCCAAUGUUCACGCAUUCGUUAUUAAACCUUUAUACACAUCGGUUAAGAGACACUAGCAGCAUUAAAACAGAUUGAUUUCGGCGCUAGCGUUGUCUUCAAAUUUCACUUCACAUUUUGGAGUUUAAUCACAGUUUUCACACUUGAUUAAAGCAACAAAAUACAAAAAACACUAUCUAUCUUUCUAGCAUUAUAUAUAUUUUAUCUAUCUUUUUGAUCAUACAAUAUAAAAAUGGCAACUCGAACACAGGAUUUCGGUAUUGAUGUGGCUAUUUCUAGAAAGUUGAACAGCAGAUACGAUCCAGAUGCCGAACGUCAAGUUAUUGGUUGGGUACAACAGCUAACGGGACAGAGUAUUCCAUUGGGACGUGAAAAUGUUCAAAGAUCACUUAAAAAUGGACGUAUCCUAGUUGAACUUAUUAAUGCUGUGUAUGAAAGAACGCCUAAUUUACCACCAAAAGCUCAAACAAUUCGAAGACCAGUUAAACCAAAUGCUGGAAAUGCACCAUUUAAACAAGUAAGAGAUAUGCUUAUACUUUUCUGUGAAAUAUUUAAUGUAUUAUAA
Trichobilharzia szidati is the source of this 901-nucleotide messenger RNA. NCBI's taxonomy places the organism in Eukaryota, Metazoa, Platyhelminthes, Trematoda, Strigeidida, Schistosomatidae. The record is from the annotation of a GenBank genome assembly.